CGAAAUGGGGAGAUUAAAAGCGUGUAACGUAUUUUUUUUUAAAGUCUGUUUUCAGGGAACACCGGGCACCGAAGGAAUCUGAAGAACAUGUUUAAAUAAUCUGGUUCCAUGAACCGGAUCGAUGCCGUCGUUGAUUUCCUUUAUCAUGAAAUUUGGCGGAUUAGCGCCUACACCCCCCACCACAUAGUAGCCGCGUGGCCAGAAAAUAAUAGUAGUAGCCAGGUAUCAUUUUAUUCCCUUCGUUAGUUAUCUUUUACGCACGAUAAGUUAACUUUAUGGACAAACCGGUACUAAUUUCGUUUGAAAAUGGUUGAUCUCGCGGAAUGGGGAGAACCUUUUCAUUAUGUAGUUUGCGUUGCGCCACCACGGUGAACGGAGAGUUUUCGGUGUCGGUGCUGGUUCGGUCUAGAAGGGGAUAAACGAUGUCGCGUGUGCCAGUCAGUAGCUCCUAUUCCCGUCCAAGAUCGGGACUGGCCGAUGCUGCGGUUGACAAUGUACGGCCGGAAUCGCUCGCAAGCUUAAGUUCGCUGGCCCCGUCUCUCAGCCAAUACGCGCUGGGAAAUAGUGCUGGAGCCGUCGGUGCAGUGGCCGGUGGAGAAUCAUCGAUGGCACGCGGCGCUGUCGAUGGGUUCACGGCGACCCCGGUCGGUCAGCUGGGCGUGACGGCUUUUACGGAGGGCAUCUACACGGAAGGAGGCCACAUUAACCCGGCAUUCAGCGAGGCUAUGACGAACAGUGCUGGCCAAAUGCUGACGGAACUGGUCGGGGAGGAAACGAUGGACAAGAUGGAAAGGAUGGAACAGAAAAUGGCACGCGCGGUGGAUAAGAUUACCGAUGUGGAGGUUUCGGCCGGCGAGAUGGCGAUGGUGGCUGGCGUGAUGGACUACCUGCCCGAGGGCGAGGAAGAACCAGCGGUGCCCGAGGACGUACCGGAUGCUGGGGAGACGCCGGACCUGUUUACCACGCCGCUGGAAGAGCCGGUAGAGGCGGACGUGACCGUGCCGGACAUGCAGGAGCUGAACGUGGGAGAGCUGGGACGGAUGGGCGAACCGACGGAGGAAUACAUUCCACAGAUGGAGGACGCUGGUGAUGCCGAUGCAGAUGGUUGUUGUUGCUGCUGCUGCUGCGGCGAGGACGGUGGCGAUGAUCUGUGCGGCUGUGGCGAUCUGUGCGACUGCGGCUGCGGCAGCUGCUGUGGUUGCGGCGGACUGCUGGGCUGCGGUGACUGUGGGGACUGUUUCGGCUGUGGCGAUUGUAUCGGGUGCGCCGACUGUGCCGACUGCUGUUCGUUCGACUGCUCCAUAAUGUGAGCCUAAGGCCUGGUUACUUCUCGAAUGAGAGAGAGAGAGAGAUUGGAGCGAAACUAGUGCAAUCGUUACACCCGUCCGUUUCUAACUCAUAGCCACGCACUAGAGUUAGUUUGUAUGUGUGUGUGUGUGAGAGAGAGAGGGAGAUGGAACGAAGAGUGUGUGGUGCUAAGGCCUACUGCGUGUUCUAUUGCUGCUAAAGUGUACAAGUAUGUACAGCAAAAUAGAAUGCAAAAGACCAUCUAAAGUCCAUCUCGGUUGUCCAGUGUCAUACUACUAACGUGAGCAGAUUAGCCUAGCGGACCUAAUUUAGUGUAUCAUAUUGAGCUGAACUUAGGAUAACAAAUUAUGGAGCUUUCCAUUUCUCACCGGGCAUAUGAGACAGGGAUCCGAGCGUGUGUAUUGAUCCUCAGCUCCGGUGUGAGCAGAGAUUCGCCUCUAAACUGUAAUCCACGUGUGCCACAAAAUAUCUCCUCUAGCUAGGGUUUCCUUCUUUUUUAAUGCAGGCUAAGGGGAUGGUACAGCGGUUAGAAAGCUGCCAAUAUAGUAAGUUAACACAGUGUAAUUUUUGGAAUAGCUUGUUUUUGUUUUAUCCCCUUAUCGGAACGUUAAAUACCGAUUGCUACCCAAGCUGAGCCUUCCUACCCGUUUGUGUUCAGUAUUGCCCUUGAGCUUAUAUGAUAAAUGAUAAACAAAUGUAUGUACGAGCGUGUGUGCUACUCGCAUAAAAGUAGAAAUAAGAUAAAUUUUACAUUUUGUA
This is a messenger RNA of Anopheles coluzzii, 2067 nucleotides long. RefSeq lists its product as uncharacterized. NCBI's taxonomy places the organism in Eukaryota, Metazoa, Arthropoda, Insecta, Diptera, Culicidae. Bases 423 to 1310 code for a protein of 295 amino acids. The transcript has 2 exons. The record is from RefSeq and is a predicted model, not a curated record.